UCUUCGCUCCGUGGACAACUAACUCGAUUGAAAAAUUUAAGUUUAGAUGUAAAAUCUAGGCAAUCUUCCGUAUCUCUGGUCGUGGCUUACCCCCCAUUUUUGAUUCGGCUUCACUUGCCGACUAUAGUUAAUAUGCAGCUUAUCUCAUCCUCACCUUUAUAUCUCAGUACUUAUCGCUCGCAACACUUCCAAACUCAUCUCUUCUCAACUCUGAAAUGCCAAUUCUUGUCUUUCAUCUUCCAUACCGAAGUCUCCAACCCUAAGUCUCAAAAUGGCCUCAACAAACGCAACUUUCCGCUACCUCUCCCGCGGCAGCAAAGUCGAGCCAUCACCACACUUGUACCACCUCCCACCCCUCUCAGACUUCGGCGAUAUCCGCUCCCUCCCAAUGACCGACAUCAAACCCUCCAUGGACCCCGGUACCAAAUCCCCCUUUACCCUCUCCAAGCACGGCUUCCUCGCCCUCCGCUCCCCCUCCACCAUGUUCUUCCCGCCUCACACCCACUCCUCCUGGAACGACGCCUCGAGCCUAAAAUCCAUCUACAUCCCGGAGAUAGAGACCAUGCUGCUGGCCCUCACUGGCGGCAGGAAGGUCUACACGGAUCAAGUCGUCAUCCGGAAUAAUCUGCACACAGAAGUCGACGGCCUAGCAAGGUCCCAAGAUACGAAAAAAGGAGAAGAAGAAGGAGAGGGAAAAGGGGAAAUCGAGCACGAAUUCCCAAAAUUGAUAGGUGUUAAUAAAGGCACGGGCGCAAGUCCAGCUCCAAAAGUCCACCUCGAUUUCGCGCCCCUCGGCGCGCGAACACAUUUAAGGAAAUACCAUCCUAAAACCACUGAAUUGGCUCAGGAGAUCAUCACAGCGGAAGAACGAUCUCUUUCCACGCACGGCUUCAAGCCGCACCAGUUAGAAGAACUCGGUAAAGAACCGUGUACCUACACCGGUCCCCGAUGGGCCAUGUUCUCCAUCUGGCGGCCCCUGAAAAAGGUUUUCCGCGACCCGUUAGCGGUCGGCGAUUGCUCGACCUUCCCUAAGGACGAUUAUGUGCAUUUCGACGUGCUGUUCCCGACGAUAGGACAGGGAGAGGGGGAGACGCACAGGGAACAGGCGUUUUUGGCGUAUGGGCCAAAAGGCGAGGGAAAAGGGGAGAGGCAUGAGUGGUAUUGGGUGAAGGAGCAGGAUGUGGAUGAGGUGCUUGUUAUUCAGCUUUUUGAUAGUGAGGCGAGGGAGAGUUGUGAGGUUAGAUGUUGUGUUAUUUGGUAGGUUUGGGGAGAGGUUUGGGUACUUGAAGAGGUGGAAACUGUGUGUUUAACAUUUCAUUAUAGGAGUCUGCUUA
Molecule: messenger RNA, 1334 nt
Organism: Mollisia scopiformis
Lineage: Eukaryota; Fungi; Ascomycota; Leotiomycetes; Helotiales; Mollisiaceae
Exons: 2
Coding region: 272-1261 (329 amino acids)
Molecular function (GO): oxidoreductase activity
Source: RefSeq, a predicted model, not a curated record